GAUUUUGAGAAUGGCGCCCGUGGUGAAGGGGAGCGUGAGCGGCGUCUUGCCGGAGCGCCGGGUUUUUGCCGUGCAAUACCCGGGCUAUCCGAGCUCGAUUGACCGCGCUGUGGAAACGCUGGGCGGCGAGGCUGGAAUCGCCAAGGUCCGGGCAUCGGAUGCUGGCUAUCUAGAGCUCAAAUUUAGGCCGGAAGAUCCUUAUUCGCACCCUGCAUUUGGUGAGCCACACCGGACUUCGGAUCUUUUGCUUCGAAUUUCCGCGCCGAAGCAAGGAGAUGAGAGGAACUCAGCAGAUUCGCGGGAGCUUGAUGCCGAGAUAAUUGCUCAUGUGGAAGAUUCUUACGUCUUUGAUGGGAUGGCGGACUAUCAAUAUGUUCUUGCGGUGCAUUCGAAUGGUUCCAGCGAGAAGAAAUCCAAGCAGACUAAACAGCGCUUUGACAAAGGAAGCUUGAUGGACAUGGAAGAGGAGGACCUCAUGAUUCUUGUUCCUCCACUAUUCUCGAUAAAGGACAUGCCAGAGGAGACUUUGCUACGCCCAUCAGAUCGCUCGAAAGCGAAGCCAGUCGAAAAUCCGAUGGAUUUUACACCUUGCUUUGGUCUCGACUUCAAAGCAAAAGAUGUUCCCAAGGCAGUGAACUGGGAGGUCAAGCUAGUGAAGGAUUCAGAAGAAUGGUCUUUACACAAGGCCAUGGUGAAAUGUUUUGAAGAGCGACCAAUAUGGGUGAAAACAACACUCGUCCAGAAAUUGCACGAUCAAGGUUUGGAGCCGACACCUUCAAUGCUAAAACGGCUCUUGUUUAGACUUGCAUACAAUUUUCUUUAUGGUCCGUUUAGAACACUGUGGAUAAAAAACGGCUACGAUCCACGAAAAGAUCCAGCAUCACGGAAGUACCAAAUGCUGGACUUUAGAGUGCCGAGGUUGCUGAGGUACUCUGUACAGCAAGCUCCUAGACGAGAGGCGGAGAAUACUUUUUGGAGAGACGAGUGUGCAUUUAAGGUGGUCCCGCAAAAGAAAUUCUCUUUUUUCCAACUCUACGAUUUGCAAGACGAUUUCAUCAAGUCUCAGAUCGAGAAGCCGCCAGAACGCAAUACUUGUAGUGAAUCUACUGGAUGGUUUCGACGGGGCACGUUGGAAAGGAUGCGGCAGCACGUACGUCUACGUUUCCUCGCCUUGAUACCGGGGGAUGCUGCUAGAGCUCUAGAGGAAACAGAAACUAAGAAUUUUGAAAGGUUUAAGAACAAGGCUGGAUGGAGGGGCGGAAACAGGGGGGCUCUCAGACAUAUUGACAAAAGCAUUGACACAAUGGACGACCCUGGUUUGUUUCCAGAGCCAUUGUUCGCAGAAGGUGACAUAGCAGAAACUCCUCAUGGCUCGGAGACAACCAACGCAGGAAAGCAGCCGGAAGUGCUGACUGGGGACGAUGACGAGGACGACGAAGAGGAAGAAGAAGACGACGAAGCGAGGGCGGAUGAGGAAGACGAAGAAGAUGAAGAGUCUGAAGAGGAUGAAGACAAUCUACAAAACAAGAGCAAACCACAAACCUUUCCAAGUGAGGUUCCAACACAUCCGUCGCAUGACAUCCCGAAGAACUACUUGCAAGCUCUGCUUGAGAAAUUCCCCCAGGGCCAGAAGGCGGGCGAGACAGACGAGGACACCGAGUACACCAUCUACGAGCAAGAAGAAGACGACGAAGGGACGUUCUGAUGAGCCACAGGUCCACAUACAAGAGUUCUGCUAUUGUGACGUCCUUAACUUUUGCCUGCAAAACAGUCAGAAGGCUCGACCAGCUAACACACUUUUUUUAUUCAGAGUCCCACUUUGGAAAACGUAACGAUCAAAGUUUUGGGAAGAUUUAAAAUGGAGCACAGCACCGGUUCUCCAAAUCCAGAAAUUGGAUCCUGAGGAGAAGUUGUUGCAGAGACAAUGGAUGGCGUUUGCAAAGACUCGCAAGAGCCGAGUUGCAAACUGGGAGAGCAUGGAUUGAGACUAAUGAUAGAUCCAAACUGAUGAUUUUCUCAAGAAGAGCGUAGAAACAAUCAGUAACGUAAUUAGCUAGUAUAGCACACUUGCCUUUGUACCAGGGUGACCACUUUUUCCACCUCUUUAAGUUCUUGAGAAAUGUUUGAGGUUUUAAUUUGAGUU
Molecule: messenger RNA, 2143 nt
Organism: Selaginella moellendorffii
Lineage: Eukaryota; Viridiplantae; Streptophyta; Lycopodiopsida; Selaginellales; Selaginellaceae
Product: general transcription factor 3C polypeptide 5
Exons: 14
Coding region: 11-1705 (564 amino acids)
Biological process (GO): transcription initiation at RNA polymerase III promoter
Cellular component (GO): transcription factor TFIIIC complex
Source: RefSeq, a predicted model, not a curated record